GCGGGGCGGUCCCACCCCCACGGGCGGAGCCGGGUCCGGUCGACAAGAUGGCGGCGGCCCUGAGGGGGGUGAGGUGUUGGGGACUGGUGGCGGCAGCACCCAGCCUCGCUUUUACUCGUUCUGCAUUUGUUGUGAAAAAAGCGAAUAGUGCCCAACCAAACUGGCUGGGAGUUGGCUUGGCGUUUAGCACCAGUGCUGCCUUGUGGGCUUUUCUUAUCAAGCAGCAUAAUGAAGAUGUAAUGGAAUAUGAAAGAAGAAAACAAGAGAGAGGACAUAAGUGUACAGGAUGUUCAUAGCUGAUGACAUACUCACAAAGAGGUAACAUGAGGACCAGUUGUCCUACAAAUAAAUGAGCACAGAAGAAGUAAAAAGUUAUCUAAUUACUUGUAUGUUCAUACAUUUCAUGUGCAUAAUUAAAAAUAAAUUAUAAAGUCUAGAAGAAACCUGAAA
Messenger RNA from Corvus hawaiiensis (hawaiian crow), 450 nucleotides. It is a transcript of the gene NDUFC1, whose product is annotated as NADH:ubiquinone oxidoreductase subunit C1. The record is from RefSeq and is a predicted model, not a curated record. Bases 48 to 296 code for a protein of 82 amino acids. Lineage: Eukaryota; Metazoa; Chordata; Aves; Passeriformes; Corvidae. Gene Ontology annotation, cellular component: mitochondrion. The transcript has 4 exons.